This is a messenger RNA of Cucumis melo (muskmelon), 1513 nucleotides long. RefSeq lists its product as uncharacterized. The transcript has 7 exons. NCBI's taxonomy places the organism in Eukaryota, Viridiplantae, Streptophyta, Magnoliopsida, Cucurbitales, Cucurbitaceae. The record is from RefSeq and is a predicted model, not a curated record. Bases 219 to 1262 code for a protein of 347 amino acids. Gene Ontology annotation, biological process: transmembrane transport.
UCAAAAUUUGUAAAACCACCAAUAAACCCAUCAGGUCAAUAUUUCUUUAGUCCGCAACUCCUGUUCUUCUUAGGUUUCCUUCUUCUAGGGUUUUUCUCUAUUUCCUUUUCCUUCUUUCUUUUGUUGAUUUCCAUUCUCUUUAAAACGGAUGUGAGAUUAAGAUCACACCCAUUGUUCUCCAGCUUCCAGGACGGUUUUGAAAAAAAAAAAAUCUGCAAAUGAAUAUGGAAGCUCGAGUUGGUGUAGUGGUCGAAGGAGGACAGCAGGCUCUUAAUUCUGCUCACGCUCACGACGGCGGGGCCAGGAAAUAUUUUCACCAACAAGGCCAGAACAAACCCUCCUUGAACCAGCAACCGCAGAUUGGCACAGUGCAGCAGCUUUUAGCCGGUGGUAUUGCCGGUGCCUUUAGCAAGACAUGUACCGCCCCUCUUGCUCGCCUUACUAUCCUCUUUCAGGUGCAAGGUAUGCACUCUGAUAUUGCUUCAAUGAAGAAAGCCAGCAUUUGGCGUGAAGCUUCACGUAUCAUCAAUGAAGAGGGAUUCCGGGCAUUUUGGAAAGGCAAUCUGGUCACAAUAGUUCACCGACUACCUUAUUCGUCUGUCAAUUUCUAUGCUUAUGAACAAUACAAGAAGUUUCUGCACUCAUUGGUUAGGGAAAGAUUCCAGGGCAAUGCCAGCGCAGAUCUUCUUGUGCAUUUUUUUGGUGGUGGUUUGGCUGGAAUAACAUCUGCCUCUGUUACAUACCCCCUGGACCUUGUUAGAACCAGACUAGCAGCACAGACAAAUACCAUUUACUACAGAGGCAUUUGGCAUGCAUUCCAUACCAUUUGCCGAGAAGAAGGUUUCUUAGGCAUGUAUAAAGGGCUUGGAGCAACCUUGUUGGGUGUUGGACCAAGCAUAGCCAUCAGCUUUUCAGUGUAUGAAAGCUUGAGAUCAUUCUGGCAAUCUCGAAGGCCUAACGACUCCUCUGUUAUGGUCAGUCUUGCUUGCGGUAGUCUUUCAGGCAUAGCAUCAUCAACAGUAACAUUCCCUUUGGAUCUUGUGAGAAGAAGAAAGCAAUUGGAAGGUGCUGCCGGUCAGGCCCGUGUUUAUAACACUGGCCUAUAUGGAACAUUUAAACACAUUGUGAAGACAGAAGGUUUUAAAGGUUUGUACCGAGGGAUUCUACCGGAGUACUACAAGGUCGUCCCAAGUGUAGGCAUUGUCUUCAUGACGUACGAGACUCUAAAAACAGUUCUAUCACAAAUUUCUUCCCGUUCAUAGCUGCUCAUAAACGUUGGAUUCUUCCAUUUAAGUGCUUAUUUUGAGUCACUGUAUUUAUUUCCAGCUAGUAGUCGUAGACAUAGGUUACUGGUGACUAGAAUAUCCUAGAGCGUCAAUUCUUUUUUCCUUUUUAUCCUUUAGAAAUUUUGUGGCAGUAAAUUUUUUGCUCGUUACUGCCAGGAACUAGUAUUUUUAUCUUGUACAGGAAAAGUUUAACCCAAUGACAUUCCGGAUACCAUUUAAAGCUUGAA